Molecule: messenger RNA, 2337 nt
Organism: Amorphotheca resinae ATCC 22711
Lineage: Eukaryota; Fungi; Ascomycota; Leotiomycetes; Helotiales; Amorphothecaceae
Exons: 3
Coding region: 1-2337 (778 amino acids)
Biological process (GO): protein K11-linked ubiquitination; anaphase-promoting complex-dependent catabolic process; positive regulation of mitotic metaphase/anaphase transition
Cellular component (GO): anaphase-promoting complex
Molecular function (GO): protein binding
Source: RefSeq, a predicted model, not a curated record
AUGGCCCGGUUUCUCACGCCCUCAAAGAUUGGGCUCCUCACUCUGGUUGAGCUUUACACAUAUGGUGUCGUCUCAACCUCUGCUACAAUUCCUGUUCUGUCGUUCAUCAUCAACCAACUACUGCCUUCCUCUGUCCCCAGGUAUCCCUCGAAGACCGCUACCCCGUCGCAACCCCUCCCUUUCAUCCUCGACCUCAAAUCCUUCGAAGAGCUCCUCAUAGCCCAUCCGUCGGCGUCUGGCGUGCCGGGGCGAACACUAUGGGACUAUUUCCUCAGAAAACUAUGGGAGAUCGACAGCUUGGAUGCUCUACAUAAUUUCUUCGCAGAAUCUGUGAACCUUUUGGCAAAGUCUCGAGAGGACUUAAAGAAAGACAGCGAACUGGGCAUCCCUCCCCCCUCCCCCGACAUGAUCGUGCUGUCCCGCACGUCCCCACUUGGGAGUUUUGUUCGGAGAGCGAAGGUUGAGUUUGACCGGCUGAAAUUCAGCAAUACUCUAUCCUUGUGGGAGGCCUUUGUGAGGUGGAGACAGGGGUCCGCGAAAUAUUGGGCGAGGAAGAAUGGGGGUUUACACAGGUGGGCUGGGGACAAGGCGUUGAGUGACGGGGAAAGAGAAUGGGGAAUAGAAGCGGCAGAAAUGCUCGAAAUUGUGGCAUAUGGCGGCUUGCAUACUGAUGAGGGGGAGAAGGGCUGUGUGAGCACCGACGAUGUUGAGAAGCUGUUGGAAUUUCAAGUGGAACAGAUGCAGAAGAUUGGCAUUAGAAUACCGGUCGAAGUCAAAGACAAAUUCAGGAGCGUCUUGGACGAGAGCAUUGUGAUCCCAAGCUUGUCACAUUACUUGAGCUUCCUGGAUGCCUGGCGGGCUGGUGACUAUCCUACAUCAUUUGACAAUCUACAUCGGUAUUUCGAUUAUACCAUGGAAAACCGCGACCGUCUAUUCUAUCAAUAUGCUCUUAUGAAUCUUGCCGUUCUACAGGCCGAUUUUGGAUGCUUCGACGAAGCGGUAGCUGCUAUGCUCGAGACGGUAUCGACCGCACGGGAAAACAAAGAUAUGGCCUGUCUUAAUUUUGCUCUGAAUUGGUUGUAUCAUUUCGGUAAAGCACACCCGGAUAUCAUUGACGCGGCCGAGUCAACGAACAUGCUUGGCGUGGAGAGAGAAGGGCUUGUAUUUCUUCGCCUUAAGGCUAAGGAAACUGGCAUGUGGACUUUGUGGAGCUCAUCGCUACUCAGUGAAGCGAAACUCGGUAUGUCAAACGGCGAGAGUAUUGCAACAGCUUUCGAAAAUAUCUUGAAGAGCUCUCAGCUCAUUGUGGAAAAGAAUAUGAAGAGUAUGAUGGGAGCGCAGAUGGCGAUGUACUCUUCAUUAUGGGGACGUCUAGGAGUGGUCUGUUUGUCAAGGCAAUAUUGCGAGGUCUUUCUCAGCUCACAUGCCCGCCACGCUCUCUUCGAUGAUACUUUGAGAUUCACAUGCCGGAUUGCCCAUCUCCUGAUGGAAAGAGGCCACUUUGACGAAGCCAUGGAGAGACUGGAAAGUUUGGAUGAGAAUUCUCUUCGGUCGUGGAAAGCAAAUCAAUACUGGUUGAAAUAUCGAGGCAUUCUUCGCCUGAAGCGGGACCUGCACCGCAACAAUCUGGACGGAGCCGACCAACUCCUUUCGCAGCUUCUCCAGUCCAACGGACCCGACGCGGACCCGGAACUUGCCUUUGAGAUAAAUAUCCUCCACAUUGACUAUCUCAUACGGCGCACGGAUUUCAGUCGCGCACUUGCCAAAAUCGAACAAUUGUCGUUGGCGAUGAAAGAGUCGGGGGAUGAUAUACAUUUGCGAGUUAAACUCCUUACCAUGAAGGCCUUACUUCAAGACAAAGCCGGUCGCCCCCAGAAAGGGUUCUCUGUGGCUGUUCGCGCAGCCAGCAUCGCUUGGCGGGCACGGCUGAUUCCUGCUCUCUGGGCAGCGAUGGGUGCAGUAGCCAACAUCCUUACUUCGCUCGGCGAAUUUCAUGCUUCAUCUCAAAUCCUUAUCUCGGUCAUUCCUCGUGCUCUAGAGUGCGAAAACUGCCCACUGAAUGCUCAGCUUUAUUCGUUCCUCGUCGACGCCUAUAUGGGCAUAGCGGGGCUUGCUGAUGCAGGGAGUCUGAAGAGGACGCAGAACCUAACUAAAUGCUUGGAAUUCAUUGACAGGGCUUUUAGUGAAUACUCCGCAAUGGAGGACAUCAAGGGUCAAUGUGAGAUGAUGGCCAAGAAGGCCACGAUAAUGAGAAUAUUGGGGGACAAAGUGCAAGCAAAUGACUAUGCAAGCGCAUACUUGGACUUGAAGAAAGAAGCAGCAUUAGCAGUGGCUUGA